UCUGUACAUAUUUGUGCAUGUGAAGGCGCCCCCAACAUUCGAAGACGCGCGUGUUGUAUACGUACGCAUCUCUGAUUGGCAUUCUCUAAUUCGGCAGCCGUUUUUCUAAGAAAUGCAGUGCCUAAUUAGAAGCUCAUCAUGGAUCUCGAUGCCUUGGUCGUUCAGUCACUCAACUCGGCUGCCUCUCUGUUUUCGUACCAAGACGAUUGGCUGGUUCCUGUCGACUCAGAGACAAAUUCGGCGCAUUUGGAACCAUGCGAUCUAAAGCAAGAGUCACUUUCAGAUAGCAAGCCCGGACCCACGAGCAGGGUGGCACCGGGACCUCAUGCUCGGGAUUUCGAUGAGGUACAACCGGAGGAGGCCUGCAAGCAGCUGAAAAAGACAUCGCGCAUCCUGUCUUACUACAAUCAUGUGAAAGACCUACCGCCUCCGGGGAAGAGAAAGGAACAAGGCGGUGUCAGGAUACAAGAAACGAUGGCAAAACAGGGAGAAGCAAAGGCAGCUCUCACAGGAUUGGGGGGCGAGAGCAAGGCGUUGAUUAAGGCGAGUGGUAAAGAGCUGUUCUCUGGCGCUGGUUUGGGAUUGAUGAAGUCGGUGUCAGCGGAUGAUUAUACCAAGCGCCCAACUUGGCACCCGCCAUGGGAGAUGAUGGCGAUGAUUUCCGGGCAUUUGGGUUGGGUUCGAUGUAUAUCGGUAGACCCGACGAACAGCUGGUUUGCAACUGGUUCGGCUGAUCGGACGAUCAAAAUUUGGGAUUUAGCAAGGCACGAGUUGAAAUUAACUUUGACAGGCCAUGUGGCGGCCGUUCGGUCGGUGGUAGCGAGUGAGAGACAUCCUUAUUUGUUUUCUUCUGGAGAGGAUCAGAAAUUGAUAUGUUGGGAUUUAGAAUGCAACAAAGCGAUUCGGCAAUAUUUUGGGCACCGAAGUGGAAUUUAUAGCAUUUCUUUGCAUCCAGAAUUGGAUUUAUUAGUUUCUGGAAGUCGUGACAGAAGUGUGUGUGUAUGGGAUAUGAGGACUCGAGCUGCUAUUCACACGUUUGUUGGACACGAAUCGACUGUUUUUUGCGUAGCUACACAGGCAUCAGAGCCACAAGUAAUCUCUGGAAGCAGUGAUUGCACGGUCAAGUAUUGGGACUUGGUCGCUGGUCAAUGUUAUACGACACUCACGCAUCACAAAAAAAGCGUACGCGCACUGGUCCUUCAUCCACGUGAAAACGCCAUGGCUACUGGCGCUGCCGAUGCAUUGAAGAAGUUUGCUUUCCCUCAUGGGAAUUUCAUUCACAAUUUUCCCCUUGUCGAAGAUGCGAUUAUUAACUCUCUCGCCAUCAAUCACGAUGGUGUCAUGGUUGCCGGCUCUGCUUAUGGCACGCUCAACUUUUAUGAUUGGAAAAGUGCACAUCAGUUCCAAGCUGCUCAAACUAUUCCUCAACCAGGCUCACUUCCUUCGGAAGCAGGUUUCUUCGACACCGCUUUCGACAAAACUGGAUCCCGGCUCAUCACGGCCGAACUUGAUAAGACAAUCAAAAUAUGGAGGGAAGUUCCAGAUGCAACACCAGAAAACUAUCCACUCAAUUGGAAACCAAAACGCAAACGGGUUGCAUGGUGAGUUUGAUAAAUCUAUUUUUCAAAAUAUCUCGUACAUUUAAAAAUUUUUUGGCGCCAAAUUCCACUUUCUUUUCUUAUGUUCGAUUGCUUCUUUAUAGCUUCGCUCCAUGGAGACCUCUUUCUAUAUCGUCAAUGUAUGCAGGAUAUA
Messenger RNA from Schistocerca gregaria, 1752 nucleotides. RefSeq lists its product as uncharacterized. Gene Ontology annotation, molecular function: protein binding. Gene Ontology annotation, cellular component: catalytic step 2 spliceosome; Prp19 complex; precatalytic spliceosome. The record is from RefSeq and is a predicted model, not a curated record. The transcript has 3 exons. NCBI's taxonomy places the organism in Eukaryota, Metazoa, Arthropoda, Insecta, Orthoptera, Acrididae. Gene Ontology annotation, biological process: mRNA splicing, via spliceosome. Bases 139 to 1605 code for a protein of 488 amino acids.